UUGGUUUUUAAACUCAUAAGACUGAAGGUCCGCUUUAAUAACUGUUGUAGAGUAUGAGUAUGACAACCGCGAUGAAGCACCUUUGUGUUGCGCUUGCAUUCGUGAUGGCUUUAGAAUGCUGUGGCGUUUUAGGUAGGCUAGACUGGGUUAAAGUUGUGAAGCACACCCCUUGCAGGCGCUUCGAUGUCUAUGUGUAUAUCGACUGUGAUAAACCCUGGCUUUUCUACCGUCCCUCCAGCAGCCAGUUCUCAAUAUUGUGUCGCUACUGUAGAGAGGGUAUUGAGAAUUACUGGUCCAGAGGAAUUUCCUAUGCUGGUAGUACUUGGAUUGUGAAUAUCAAAACGGUUUUGAGAAGCAGCGGGGACAGGAAGAAAAUUGAGCUUCAGUGGCGAAAAUCGUCGAGUCGUUCACACAAUUCUGACAUCUUGAAGAUGACGGUGAAAUAUCUGAGCAAGAGAGGUGAUGCUACCGCCCUUUUCAAGGAGACCUGCGCUCAUGAGAUCGGCCAUUCUUUUCUCAAAGAUGCCCACGGCAUUAAAUACAGUUGGGGUCAUAAAGGUACCUCAAGCGUUUUUGGAGGAUUAAAAUCAUCUACGCCAGCCUACCCCAGAAGCGGAGAGAUAGACCUGAUGAAGUACUACAGGGGCGGUACCAGUAAUUUCUAUAACAGAGUGGUCGCCGCCGAAAGUGAUGUGAAGGAUUUAGUGUUCAAAGUUAGAGACAGUUACAAGACCAAUACUGGCAGAUGCUAAUUGCCAGGCUUUCCCUUUACUUUUUGAGAAAACCCGAAAAAACGUAUCCGAACGGAAUGUAGACACUUUUGAGAAGACUGUAAGGCUCCAUUCCCAUCUGUGUUUAACAGAAAAUAGCUUAUGUACCUGACACGUGUUUGAAAUAUUACAAUUAGAUCGUUAAACGCAUUGUCACCCUACGAUAUUUCCCAUACUCCAGAUUUUCUCAAGAAAUAAAGACAUCUGAGGACCAGAUUACAAG
Messenger RNA from Lingula anatina, 993 nucleotides. RefSeq lists its product as uncharacterized. NCBI's taxonomy places the organism in Eukaryota, Metazoa, Brachiopoda, Lingulata, Lingulida, Lingulidae. The record is from RefSeq and is a predicted model, not a curated record.